Messenger RNA from Drosophila gunungcola (fruit fly), 1149 nucleotides. RefSeq names its product keratin, type I cytoskeletal 9. The record is from RefSeq and is a predicted model, not a curated record. Bases 104 to 979 code for a protein of 291 amino acids. The transcript is spliced from 2 exons. Lineage: Eukaryota; Metazoa; Arthropoda; Insecta; Diptera; Drosophilidae.
CUCUCCCGCCAAGUCAAGUUUCACAAUAAAAAUUAAACAGCUGACUGAUCUCAGAUAAACACGAAACGUUUUGACGAUCAGUCAUCUAUUUGCCUUCUUCACAAUGAGAUCGCUUUUGCUUGCGAUGCUGCUGGUACUUGGAUCGAGUAUGGCACAACUUGUUAACAGAGACUAUGGUUCACAAGGAGAAAAUGGACUGAUACAUGGUGGUAGACCAGGAGGUCCUUUUCAAAGUAACGAUCAAGAAUAUUUCGGCCAAAUUGGAAGUGGAUUGUUCGGAGAAAGUAAGACAGGAGGCCCAUUUCAAAUUGGGAAUCAUCAAGGAGGUCUAGUUUCUGGAGGGAACAGAGGAGGUCCCUUUGGUGGUAAAUAUAAUGGCCCAGCUGAAGGUGGACUGAUCAGUGGCAGUAAAACUGGAGGACCAUUCGCCAGUAACCAUCAUCAAGAAGGUUUAGUUUCUGGACAAAAUAGUGGAGGACCAUUUGCUGGUAACCAUCAUCAAGGAGGUUUAAUUUCUGGACAAAAUAGUGGAGGACCAUUCGCCAGUAACAAUCGUCAAGAAGGUUUAAUUUCUGGACAAAAUAGUGGAGGGCCCUUUGGAAAGAAUCAAUGGGCAAACGAUGGCCACAGUGGUCUCAUUAGUGACAGCCGAACUGGCGGUCCAUUUGCCAAAGAAGGACUUAUUUCUGGAGGAAGCAGUGGAGGUCCCUUUGAAAAAAAUCAAGGAAGAUAUGGACUGAUCAGUGGCAGUAAACCUGGAGGUCCAUUGGCCAGUAUCAAUCAACACGAAGGACUAAUUUAUGGAGGAAAUGGCCAAGGUCCCUAUGGAAGUGGCCUAGUCAGUGGAAGUGAUUCAGGAGGGCCAUUUGAAACUGGCAAUCAUCAAGGAGGAUUAAUAACUGGAGGACCUUUUAAAACCAGUUCGGAGAAAUCGGAACUCAUAACAGGAAGUCAAACAGGAGGACCUUUAGGGAACUAAAUGUAAUAAAAGUCCGUCUAUUUAAAGGUUUUCAGUAGUAAUGAAUUAAGUUGAAAAUUAAACCUUACCAAGUAAAUGCAAAUAAUUUAUUUUAUGUUUGAAUAAAAGUGGAAGAGGCUUAUAAAUUAAAUUUAAAUAAUACUUGAAUGUCACGAGCAUCAGCAGCUUAA